This is a messenger RNA of Paramisgurnus dabryanus, 4882 nucleotides long. It is a transcript of the gene pitpnm3, whose product is annotated as PITPNM family member 3. NCBI's taxonomy places the organism in Eukaryota, Metazoa, Chordata, Actinopteri, Cypriniformes, Cobitidae. Gene Ontology annotation, biological process: phospholipid transport. Gene Ontology annotation, molecular function: phosphatidylcholine intramembrane carrier activity; phosphatidylinositol binding; metal ion binding. Gene Ontology annotation, cellular component: cytoplasm. The record is from RefSeq and is a predicted model, not a curated record.
CAAGUUCAUUUCAACGUUGUAUCACAAGGGCUCGAGCAGAGCCACUGGAGGCAGUCGAGCAUCAGACCUCGAGCUCAACAGGAGGAGAGAGGACAACGGCAAAGUCUGUGUGUUUACUUCAGCACAAGGAUUCACCUAAGCGUUUAUGGAUACUUCCACACUGUCAUGUCAUUUUCACGGUAUCGUUCGUCACGAGACACCCGUACGCUUUAAAUCGCUGCUCGCGCGUCCAGCCUCCCCGCGCACAGACAAGGACGGAGAGAAGAGACGUGCACACUGUCCAAACUAAUAACAAACACACACCAGACAUUUAAAAGCGCAUUGGACAGCAUGUCUAAAGAGAGCAGAGGAAAAGGGACCCUACGCAAGCACAGCGCUUCUCACUGGCGCAUGCAGAACAUUGCCCAGGAAUCUGUUGACAGCUCAGAUGAUGAGUUUUUUGAUGCCCGAGAGGUGCUGGAGGGGAAGACAGCAAUGCUUUUAGGGAUGAGUCAAUGGAACUCUAAUGAUCUCGUUGAACAGAUAGAAACCCUGGGCAACAUCGACCAGACUCGGGAGAGCCUGUACCAGCUGAGACGGCAGACACUUGUCCCGCAGACUAGCAUUGAUGGUCUAGAGGAAGCUGAGAAGUGUCCGACCCAUGUUUUGGUGUUGGUCGUUCAUGGGGGGAACAUACUAGACCCAGCGGGUGGCGAUACGGGUGCUAAAGCUGCAGAUGUGAACACCCUGUCAUCAGUGCUGGACAAAGUGUCUCAAGCUCAUUUCCAAACUGCUGCUCAGCACGUGGUUAUCAAGUUGGUGCCGUGCCCUGCUGUCUGUGCGGAGGCCUUCUCCCUUGUUUCUAACUUGAAUCCUUACAGCUAUGAUGAAAGUUGUGUGUCCAGCAGUGUUGAUCAUCUCCCUCUGGCCGCCUUACCUCUACUUGCUAUAGCUGCCCCGCACUACCAAGAUGCAGUGGGUACCGUCAUCGCACGUGCCAACCAGGUCUACCACAGCUUUCUCCAAUGUCCAGAAGGGCAAGGGUUCACAGGCCAGGUGUGUCUGCUGGGUGAUUGUGUAGGAGGUGUGCUGUGUUUUGAUGCUCUCUGCUUCAGUAACAGCCCAAUCCACAACAGCCGAUAUGACAGCACAGAGAAUUUAAAGGACAACCCUGAGGUCAGUCCGAGACUGAACUCCAGCAAGCGACUCAGCAGAAGCAACAUAGACCUUUCCGCCCCAAGCGAAACCCGGAGCAGGAAAACCCCGCUUAACCGCAAACAGAGCGACUCGUUCGAUGGAGACUCCUCCAGCAGUCAGCAUCACCCGUUCCUCAGCAGUCUAAUACAAGAUGGAACAGAUCUGAGACCAGGCAGCGGCACCAAUCUGGUAUUGAAUCCAGGUCGCUUUGACUUUGAGGUAUCAGAUUGUUUUUUUCUGGGCUGUCCUCUUGGACUGGUGUUGGCCAUGAGACGUACCGUGCUGCCUGCUGUCCAGGUGUCUCAGCUCCGGCCUGCGUGUUCUCAAAUCUUCAACCUGUUUUACCCCUCUGACCCUUCGGCAUCUAGACUCGAGCCCCUGCUGCAUUCCCAGUUCCACAAGCUGCCUCCCUUUCCUGUGUCACGAUAUCAGCGCUACCCGCUGGGAGACGGCCGCUCCAACCUAAUCGUUGACGACAUCCACAGCUACCCGGAUGUGUUCCUGCACGGCAACACAGUUCCAUCGAGCGCCCCUCACUCCUCCACUUCCCAGGCUGAACGGAGCACAGUUGGGCGGGUGGGUGGCGAGGUCCGCAGGUCCAGUUUGACCAGCAUGGACAGCCAGUUGUCGGGAUGCUGGGAGAGCAGGCUGAGCAGCACCAUUGGCAACAUCUCCAGCAGCUGGUGGGGCUCUAAGCGGUUGGAUUACGCUCUGUACUGUCCAGAUGUCCUCACUUCAUUUCCCACAGUGGCUUUGCCUCACCUGUUCCACGCAUCAUACUGGGAGUCCACUGAUGUGGUCGCCUUUCUUCUGCGACAGGUGAUGCACUGCGACUCUGUGAAAACCCAAGAGACUGACAAAGCUGACUCCGCCCCCUUCUCACCUUCUAGUCCAAGAGAAAAGUGGCUACGAAGACGAACACAUGUCAAGCUUAGGAAUGUCACUGGCAACCACAGAGUUAAUGAUGUCAUCGCCACCGAGGACGGGCCUCAGACGCUGGUUGGUCGUUUUAUGUAUGGACCGCUGGAUAUGGUGACCCUAACUGGUGAAAAGGUGGAUGUGUACGUGAUGACCCAGCCACAGUCUGGUCGCUGGGUGCAUCUAGACACUGAAGUCACCAACAGCAGUGGCAGGGUGACCUACACCAUCCCCAAAACCAAAAAGCUGGCUGUGGGGGUCUAUCCCAUCAAAAUGGUCGUCAAGGGAGACCAGACGAGCGCCGAAGCCUUCCUGACGGUGCUGCCGCGGGGAAUGGACUGUGUCGUCUUUAGCAUUGAUGGUUCAUUUGCUGCUAGCGUCUCCAUCAUGGGCAGCGACCCAAAAGUACGACCUGGAGCUGUAGAUGUGGUCAGACACUGGCAGGACCUGGGAUACCUGAUUAUUUACAUCACCGGCCGUCCAGACAUGCAGAAGCAGAGGGUGGUCUCGUGGCUUUCUCAACACAACUUCCCACAGGGAAUGAUCUUCUUCUCGGAAGGAUUGGUCCACGACCCACUUCGUCAGAAAACGAUCUUUCUCAGGAACCUGGUACAUGAGUGUCACAUUAAAAUCAACUGCGCCUACGGCUCCAUGAAGGACAUUUCGGUCUACAGCAUGCUGGGACUCAGCCCCAACCAGAUAUAUAUUGUUGGACGGCCCUCAAAGAAAUACCAGAAUCAGUGCCAGUUCCUGAGCGAAGGCUACGCGGUACACCUGUCCUCCCUGCAGUUCAACCACAGAGCCCGACCCAAGAAGACCUCUUCGGUGCGCAUGGUGCUGAGAAAGGGGUCGUUUGGUCUGUCUGCCAAACCGGACUUCCUGUGCAAGCGCACGCACCUGCGUCGCACGAUGUCGGUCCAGCAGCCUGACCCGCCCAUUACAUCCAACCCUAAACCGGAGCGAGCUCAAAGCCAGCCUGAGUCGGACAAGGAUCCCGGGGGUGGAGGAGGAGUGGGUCAUGGGGUGUGGGGACGGGGGUCUAUGCAUCGUGGUGACACCACUCCCUGACCAAAGAGAUGUGAAAAUGGAGGAGAUGAUCUCUCAGUGAACAGCAUCCUUACAUCCUUUCAGGCCUCUGCUGAUUUUGACUGAAACACAAAUAAGAUCAAUCUCGACUGAUAUGAUAAAAAAACUGCUCGGCAAAGGACCCACGGAUCUGGCAUAGAUUUAUCGUUGCCUGAACUCUGACUUCUGAUGCACCAGCUCUCUGUUUCUCUGUAUUUAACAGCUGAAACGAGUUUGCGGGAUUGUUUCUGAAUUUAAUUUUGUGAGCUGUUUUUCAACCAACUGUGAGUCGCUGGAGAUGUAAGCAACAUUUUAUUGUGAGCUUCUAGUUUGGGUAACAAUUAACAUAGUGUGAUGCAUAAUGGUCACAAAAAUGGAAAGUUUACAAGGUGAGAUCUUUGAAGGAUGAGCUUUAUACUAGAUUCGCCAAAGUUUGCAAGAUUAUUACCAUCAUAUUGUAGUUUUGUUUGGUCCGUGUAGUGAGCAGCUAGCAAGCAAAUCAGUCAAAUGAAUUUACUGUCCUUGAGACAGAAAUUUUUAUACACAUCGCAUUAACAGUCUUUUCAAUGUAACUGUUUACCAACAACUCGGUGAUACAAUAUAUUUCCUGUAAACAACUGUGGUUGGUCGCUUAACAUGUCAAUGUGGUGGUAUCUUCCUGAAGUGAGGCCUGAUUAGGUUUCCAAAUAAAGAUAUCUUCUGAGAAAACAUCAAAUUUCAAGCUUAAGCAAUACACACCAUAAAAAAUGAAGUGUGUAACCUGCCGUUCGGACAGGUCGUAUAGUGCUGACACCGGCAAUAAUCUCUCCCAUUUUAAUAUUGCAGCCAUUUAUCUGCUCUAUGGGUGGCUGUCUGCGGGCCGCUCGUGGGCAGACGGACUUGCAAACUGUACAUUAACCUUGUGUGCCAGCGUGGCGACCCCACACGAACUCUGUCGCCACUGCUUAUGUUCAGCCAAAACAGAGCCUGAGAGCGACAACCCGCUCCCACCACUGAUAGUAAAUCUGGAAGAUAUUUACAACCAUCAAUGGUUUUACUCGUGCCUGUCUCUUACUCGUGUUGUAAAUAUACGUAAGUGACACUUGAGAUGAAACAAAUAUGUUUGAUGUAUUUGCAUGUGGCAAUAGCUGGCUGCAAAAACACAUAUCUUAUAACAAGAUGCAUUUACUUGAGAAGAAAAACAUCAGCGCAAGAUGAUCAGACUUUGAAUGUAAAGCAAACACAUGAUUUAAUGCUUUACUUAAAGGGACACUCCACUUUUUUUGAAAAUAUGCUCAUUUUCCAGCUCCCCUAGAGUUAAACAUUUGCUUCUCACCGUUUUGGAAUCCAUUCAGCCGAUCUCCGGGUCUGGUGCUAGCACUUUUAGCAUAGCUUAGCAUAAUCCAUUGAAUCUGAUUAGACCAUUAGCAUCGCUCUCAAAAAUAACCAAAGAGUUUUGAUAUUUUUCCUAUUUAAAACUUGACUCUUCUGUAGUUACAUUGUGUACUAAGACCGACGGAAAAUUAAAAGUUGUGAUUUUCUAGGCAGAUAUGGCUAGGAACUAUACUCUCAUACUGGCGUAAUAAUCAAGGACUUUGCUGCUGUAACAUGGCUGCAGCAGGCGUAGUGAUAUUACGCACUGCCCGAAAAUAGUCCCCUUGGUUACUUUCAAUAGCAGGGCACUAUUUUCAGGCACUGCGUAAUAUCACUACGCCUGCUGCAGCCAUGUUACAUCAGCAAAGUC